AUGAGCUCCCGCCACCGGUCACGGCGCUCUCGCACACCCUCGCGGCGCCCCCGGCGCUCGCGGUCCCUGAGCUCCAGCUGCUCCAGCUCCCGGAGUCGCAGUCAGAGUUCCUCCAGCUGGAGACGUGCUCGAGCCAGGAAGCUCCAGAGACAAAAAGAAGAAGAGGAGCGCUUGCGCAAAGAGCGAGAAGAACACCGAAAGUUUAUGCAAGAAUUUGAAUCCUGGCGCGUGAAAGAUCUAGAGGCACGCAACAAGCGCGAGAAGGAGUGGUAUUCCAUGCGGGAAGCUGCCAAGAUUGAAGCAAAGCAGAGGGCUUUGGAGAAGCAGGAGGAGGAGGAGCGAAAGAAGGCCAAGAAGCGCACAAAGGAAAAGGAGGAAGCAAAGAAGAAAAAGGAAGAAAAGCAAGCCAAGAAGGACAAGAAGGAUCAGGAAGAAUUGGAAAGGCGAAACAAGAUUGCAGAAGCGGCGGCGGCGCGACGUGAAAGAGGAAUGGGAUCAGGCAAAGUAAGCGAUGCGGAGGCUGAGCUGGCAAAGCUGAUUCAGCAGGCUAAACAAGGCGUGGUAGAGCCACCAAAGGCAGACCCUCCGCCCACAAGCAAACCUGAUAUGAUCGAGAAUGGCAUCAUCGUCCUGGACGAGGAUGAGUAG
This is a messenger RNA of Symbiodinium natans, 648 nucleotides long. NCBI's taxonomy places the organism in Eukaryota, Dinophyceae, Suessiales, Symbiodiniaceae. The record is from the annotation of a GenBank genome assembly.